UAUACACAUAUUUUAUUUUACUUUAUUCUUUAAAAAAAAAUGGUCAGAGUUUCCGUCUUGAACGAUUGUUUGAACAAUAUCAACAAUGCUGAAAAGCGUGGUAAGAGACAAGUUCUCGUUCGUCCUUCUUCUAAGGUUAUUGUCAAGUUCUUGACUGUUAUGCAAAAGCAUGGUUAUAUUGGUGAAUUUGAACUUAUUGAUGACCAUCGUUCUGGUAAAAUCGUGAUCCAACUUCUUGGCCGCAUCAAUAAAUGUGGUGUCAUUUCUCCUCGUUUCAAUAUUAAACUUACUGAACUCGAGAAAUGGACUGCUAACUUAUUACCUGCCCGUCAAUUUGGUUACUUGGUCUUGACCACCUCUGCUGGUAUUAUGGAUCACGAAGAAGCUCGUCAAAAGCAUGCUGGUGGUAAGAUCCUUGGUUUCUUCUACUAAGAGGGAGGAUUUUUUUUCAUUUAUUAGCUAGUCCCAUUUUUCUUAAUAUCAUACCAAACUUUUUUUUUUUUUUAUAAAAAAA
This is a messenger RNA of Cokeromyces recurvatus, 514 nucleotides long. Its product is annotated as 40S ribosomal protein S22-A. NCBI's taxonomy places the organism in Eukaryota, Fungi, Mucoromycota, Mucoromycetes, Mucorales, Mucoraceae. The record is from RefSeq and is a predicted model, not a curated record. Gene Ontology annotation, cellular component: cytosolic small ribosomal subunit; ribosome. Bases 40 to 432 code for a protein of 130 amino acids. Gene Ontology annotation, biological process: translation. Gene Ontology annotation, molecular function: structural constituent of ribosome. The transcript has 2 exons.